Molecule: messenger RNA, 2494 nt
Organism: Arabidopsis arenosa
Lineage: Eukaryota; Viridiplantae; Streptophyta; Magnoliopsida; Brassicales; Brassicaceae
Source: the annotation of a GenBank genome assembly
UUAUCCUCCAUAGAAAUAAUGUCGGGGUUUUUAGAAUUCUCUCAAGUGUUCUUCUUUAUUGAUUUUUGUUUACUGUUGAAGUUUUGAUUUUGGCAUAUUCUUUAUUUGAUACUUGUUUGAUCGUUACAUGUUCCUGAUUAUCUUUGGCUGGUUGUUAAUAAACACGAUCUUAGCUACUAUUUCGACAUCUUUUCUCAAUUUUGGCAGUUAUUAUUCCAAGCCAAUUCAGGUUUUACUUGUGUAAAGAUCUGGGCUUUGAGAGGAGGUUGUUUUAUGUGUAAGAAUCAAAAAGUAGUUUCAAAUGGCGGCAAGAGUAGAAGCAGCAACAAUGGAUGGUGAGAUUGAUGAAGAAGAGAAUGAUGAGAGAGGUAGCAUGUGGGAUUUGGACCAGAAGCUUGAUCAAUCCAUGGAUGAAGAAGCUGGUCGACUUAGAAACAUGUACAGAGAAAAGAAAUUCUCGGCUCUUCUGCUUCUGCAGCUUUCGUUUCAGAGCCUCGGUGUUGUUUAUGGAGAUUUAGGGACUUCUCCUCUCUAUGUUUUCUACAAUACAUUUCCUCAUGGGAUCAAAGAUCAAGAAGAUAUCAUUGGAGCUCUAUCUCUCAUUAUUUAUUCACUCACACUCAUCCCUCUCCUCAAAUAUGUUUUCGUUGUAUGUAAAGCAAAUGAUAAUGGUCAAGGUGGGACUUUUGCUCUGUAUUCAUUACUCUGUAGACAUGCCAAAGUGAAAACAAUUCAGAACCAACACCGUACUGAUGAAGAACUUACUACUUACAGCCGCACUACGUUCCAUGAGCAUUCAUUUGCUGCUAAGACUAAAAGAUGGUUAGAAAAGCGGACAUCUAGAAAAACCGCUCUUCUUAUUUUAGUUCUUGUUGGUACAUGUAUGGUCAUCGGCGAUGGUAUCCUUACUCCCGCCAUUUCUGUUCUCUCAGCUGCUGGUGGGCUAAGAGUAAACCUUCCUCACAUAAGCAAUGGUGUUGUUGUUUUUGUCGCUGUUGUGAUAUUAGUCAGCUUGUUUAGUGUACAGCAUUAUGGAACAGACCGGGUUGGUUGGCUUUUCGCGCCCAUUGUUUUUCUCUGGUUUCUCUCUAUCGCAAGUAUCGGUAUCUACAAUAUCUGGAAACACGACACUAGUGUCUUGAAAGCUUUCUCCCCGGUUUAUAUAUAUCGGUAUUUUAAAAGAGGAGGUCGGGAUCGUUGGACCUCUCUUGGAGGUAUUAUGCUUAGUAUAACAGGAAUCGAAGCACUCUUCGCUGAUCUAUCGCAUUUUCCGGUCUCAGCUGUGCAAAUCGCGUUUACUGUAAUCGUGUUUCCUUGCCUCCUUUUGGCUUAUAGUGGACAAGCUGCUUACAUUAGGAGGUAUCCGGAUCAUGUGGCUGAUGCGUUUUACCGUUCCAUUCCAGGAAGCGUAUAUUGGCCAAUGUUCAUUAUUGCAACCGCUGCAGCGAUUGUGGCGAGCCAAGCUACGAUCUCGGCGACAUUCUCCUUAGUCAAGCAAGCUCUAGCCCACGUGUGGCGUUGCCAUUGGGUUCUGGUUCUCAUAUUCACCAUCCUCUCACUUGUCGUGGAAUGCACCUAUUUUUCGGCCAUGCUUUUCAAAAUUGACCAAGGUGGUUGGGUACCGCUCGUAAUCGCUGCAGCUUUUCUCCUCAUCAUGUCGGUAUGGCACUACGGAACUUUAAAGAGAUACGAGUUUGAGAUGCACAGUAGAGUCUCAAUGGCUUGGAUCCUCGGACUUGGUCCUAGCCUUGGGCUUGUUCGGAACCUCCCGGUUUACACCGUCCCCGAGGAAGAGCGGUUCCUCGUUAAAAGGAUUGGUCCAAAAAAUUUCCACAUGUUCCGUUGUGUCGCAAGGUACGGAUACAGAGACUUGCACAAGAAAGAUGAUGACUUUGAGAAACGCCUCUUUGAGAGCCUCUUCUUGUAUGUCCGCCUUGAAUCGAUGAUGGAAGGAGGCUGUUCGGAUUCCGAUGACUACAGCAUCUGCGGAAGCCAGCAACAGCUUAAAGACACACUUGGGAACGGGAAUGAGAACGAGAAUCUGGCAACGUUUGAUACAUUUGACUCGAUAGAGUCAAUAACCCCAGUGAAACGGGUGAGCAACACGGUGACAGCGUCGAGCCAGAUGAGCGGUGGAGUAGACGAGCUGGAGUUCAUAAACGGGUGCAGGGACGCAGGAGUGGUACACAUAAUGGGAAACACGGUGGUUCGAGCCAGGAGGGAAGCGAGGUUCUACAAGAAGAUAGCGAUUGACUAUGUGUAUGCAUUUCUUAGGAAGAUUUGCAGAGAACAUAGUGCUAUCUACAAUGUUCCUCAGGAGAGCCUUUUGAAUGUUGGUCAGAUUUUCUAUGUAUAAAAAUAUAUAUGUAUAUGCAUGUGUUGUUUAUAUUCCGUUUGUUUGUGAUGUCUAUGAUGGUGUAUAGUUAUAUCAAAAUUUUUGUGCACAUGCAGAAAAAGGUUGGGUUUGCCAAGUUAUUAAACAAUGGAAGGACUA